AUGGCGGAGAGGCGGCGGCGGGCUCGGGUGCAGGGCGGCUGGGCCAACGCCCCGGCGGCACGGCCCGCGGCACCUAAGGGAGCAGUGACCAGCAACCUUUGCCCUGCAGGUACCACACCAGCAUGGAUGAGGAAAGAUCAGCCUCACUCUCAAGAGCAAUUUGUCUUUGAGAAGCCAUCAGAGGUGGAGCGCAGAGUUCCAGAGGCAGGCGUGAUAGACAAGCCUGGUGUGUAUGAGCUCAGCAAAACACCCUCUGGCAUUUCCAGGGUUCAUUUGAUCCCUGGCUUUCUUGACUCAGAACAGGCAGACUGGAUGUUUGAACAGCUCCUGCACGACCUCCCCUGGGGGCAGCGAACCCACAUCAGGCAGGAAGGAUCCUUUGAAGAGCCAAGGCUUACCUGCUGGUAUGGGGAGCUCCCUUACACCUACUCCGGGAUCACCAUGCAGCCAAACCCAAACUGGCAUCCUGUGCUGGCCCUGCUGAAGGAGCGGAUCGAGGCGCUGAGGGGCUGCACCUUCAACUCCCUGCUCUGCAACCUCUACCGGCACGAGAAGGACAGCGUGGACUGGCACAGCGACGACGAGCCCUCCCUGGGGACAAACCCUCUCAUUGCCUCCCUCAGCCUGGGGGCCACCAGGAACUUUGAGAUGAGAAAGAAACCCUCCCUGGAGGAGAAUGGAGAUUAUAGAUUUGUGGAAAGACUGAGAAUCCCCCUGGAUCAUGGCACUCUGCUGAUGAUGGAAGGAGCUACCCAGGAGGACUGGCAGCACCGAGUGCCUAAGGAGUACCACUCAAGAGCUGCCCGAAUCAACUUGACCUUCAGGAUCAUUUAUCCAGAAACCUGA
Molecule: messenger RNA, 846 nt
Organism: Indicator indicator
Lineage: Eukaryota; Metazoa; Chordata; Aves; Piciformes; Indicatoridae
Gene: ALKBH3
Product: alkB homolog 3, alpha-ketoglutarate dependent dioxygenase
Exons: 9
Coding region: 1-846 (281 amino acids)
Biological process (GO): DNA alkylation repair; DNA repair
Cellular component (GO): nucleus
Molecular function (GO): dioxygenase activity
Source: RefSeq, a predicted model, not a curated record